This is a messenger RNA of Tympanuchus pallidicinctus (lesser prairie-chicken), 3756 nucleotides long. It is a transcript of the gene SNCAIP, whose product is annotated as synuclein alpha interacting protein. The transcript has 13 exons. Bases 359 to 3277 code for a protein of 972 amino acids. Lineage: Eukaryota; Metazoa; Chordata; Aves; Galliformes; Phasianidae. Gene Ontology annotation, molecular function: ubiquitin protein ligase binding. The record is from RefSeq and is a predicted model, not a curated record.
GAAGAGACCCCCGGGCGCUAUUCCGCACCACCGCAGCCCCGCACGAAGCCGCCGCUCGCAUCGGGGCCGCCCCUGAGCCCGCGGAGCGCGGCGCGACCGCAUCGUGACGCAGCAGCGGGACCGUCCGCAACGGCACUGCCAGCGCGGAGCGCGCCGGGCCGCGGCGGGGCCACCCGGAGGAAGGCAAGCGGCCGAGGGCGGGGCCCGAUCCCGCACCGGCGCGGGGAGGCGGCACCUGGGUCCUUCCCCGGCUCCAUCACCCGGCGGCGGCCGCUGAACGGCGGAGCGGAGCGCGGCGCGGGGUGAGGCGAGGUCUUUACGACUAUGCUGAGUCACCAAAAAUGUCCAUAGAAGAAUAAUGGAAGCCCCUGAAUACCUUGAUUUGGAUGAGAUAGACUUUAGUGAUGAUAUAUCGGAGGUGACUAAGAAGCUGUCAACUUGCCAGUACUCUAUAACUUCUCUCAAGACUAUCCCAGAAUUAUGUAGAAGGUGUGAUUCACAAAAUGAAGACAGAUCAGUUUCCAGCAGCAACUGGAACUGUGGUGGCUCUGCUCUUAUCGGAAAUGCACAGAAACCAACAGGAAUUGCAGAUGCGUGCAAUAAAUUCAGACCAGUGAAGAGGGUUUCCCCAUUAAAGCAUCAGCCGGAGAGCUCUGAGAACAAUGAAAGUGAUGACCAAAAGAACCAGAAGGGUGAAUACCAGAAAGGCAGUGACUCUCAGCCUGCACCUCCAAAUGAUGACCAGAGCCCAGGAGAAGGAGAAAACCUUAAAAGUAAAAACAUUGAGCCUACUGUUCUGCUUGGGGAGCUGGAGCACUAUGACCUGGAUAUGGAUGAAAUUUUGGAUGUGCCUUACAUUAAAUCAAAUCAGCAACUUGUUCCUUUCACAAAGGUAGCCCCUGAGAAAAAAAUUUCUGGUGUAUGCUCAACAGUGAAUGGUGUUAGUGGCAAGACCUGCUCUACAGAGAGCACAGAGCCUGCUGGGGUGACACAGUUCUGUGUUCUCUCUCCUGUGAAAGGCUCUCAGCUGAGAAAAACGCAGCCCAUUGUUGUUGAUCAGCACAAGCAUUUAACAGAAGAAUUAGAGCUUUCCCAGCCUUUAGCGAAGUGUAGCUCAGUCCAUGAAUCUGAAGCCCAGGGCAAAGGGUUCCUCUGUAGGACAUUUGUUGGUCCUCAGACUCACAAAACUGGGAAGACUAUGCCAAACUGCCACCUAAGGACUUUUCACCUGCAGACAGCAGUGGCAGAGAGCAAGCAGCUUGAGGAACUGAAUAUGAGCUGGAGCAGGGCAGGGGGGCCAGAAGAGAGGAGUGAAGAGGUGAAAAAAUUUAAGAGCAUCUUAAACAUUGUAAAGGAGGGGCAAAUAUCAUUACUGCCACAUUUAGCAGCAGAUAAUCUGGAUAAGAUUCAUGAUGAAUGUGACAACAAUCUGUUGCAUGUAGCAGCAUCAAAAGGACAUGCAGAAUGCCUGCAGCAUCUCACUUCUUUGAUGGGUGAAGACUGCUUGAAUGAAAGAAACAUGGAGCAGCUAACUCCAGCUGGUUUAGCAAUAAAGAAUGGUCAGCUGGAGUGCGUUCGGUGGAUGGUGAGCGAAACAGAAGCUAUUGCAGAACUAAGUUGCUCAAAAGAUCACCCAAGCCUUAUUCAUUAUGCUGGCUGCUAUGGUCAGGAGAAAAUCCUUCUAUGGCUUCUUCAGUUUAUGCAAGAACAAGGGAUUUCACUGGAUGAAGUUGAUCAGGAUGGAAAUACUGCUGUUCACAUAGCUGCUCAACAUGGCUAUCUAGGAUGUAUACAGACAUUAGUUGAAUAUGGAGCAAAUGUCACCAUGCAAAACCACAUGGGAGAGAAACCCUCACAAAGUGCUGAGCGACAUGGGCACACGAUGUGUUCCCGCUACCUAGUGGUGGUGGAGACCUGUAUGUCAUUGGCCUCUCAGGUUGUCAAGCUAACAAAGCAACUAAAGGAGCAGACAGUAGAACGUGUGACGUUGCAGAACCAACUCCAACAACUUUUAGAGGCCCAGCGAUCAGAGGGCAAGUCUCUGCCCACAUCCACAAGCUCACCAUCAUCCCCUGCCUCUGGCAAACCCCAGUGGAAACCAUCUGAAGCAGAUGAAUUGUCUCCACCGAAAAGUAAAUUGAACGCCCAAGAUGGGAUUCAGAUUCUUGGCAGCUUGGGAACUUCUAGUCGCACUCGAGCCAAGAUGAAAGAUGAGGACUCAGAUAAAAUCUUGCGCCAGUUGUUGGGAAAGGAAAUCUCUGAAAAUGUCUGUAUGCAGGAAAAACUGACCUUGGAAUUUCAGGAUGCUCAUGCAUCCUCCAAGAACGUGAAGAAGAUUUUGCCAGAGAAAAGGGAGCUGAAGUUAGCCAGACUGAGGCAGCUUAUGCAGAGGUCUCUCAGUGAGUCUGACACAGACUCAGCUAAUUCUGAGGAUCAUAAGAACACUCCUGUGAAAAGAACUGACAAACUAAGGCCUCAACCCAUAGUGGAAAGUGUUGAGAGUACAGAGAGUUUGCACCUGAUGAUUAAGAAGCAUACUUCAGCAGCAGGGCGCCGCUUCCCUUUUAGUACCAGAGCUUCUAAGUCAGUGGAUGGCCACAGCCCUUCCCCUACUUCAGAGAGCAGCGAUCCAGAUAACGAGGCUCAGUAUCAAUCUGGUACUGUACCUCAGGGCCAGUUUUGUGGAGACAGCUCUCCUUCCAGCACAGACGGUGCUGCUGCUCAAAAGGUUGCCACAAGCCCUAAGAGUGCACUUAAGUCUCCAUCUUCAAAACGCAGAACCUCGCAAAAUUUGAAACUCAGAGUGACUUUCGAGGAGCCUGUGGUGCAGGUGGAGCUAGCUGAGGCAGAGCUAAAUGAGGAAAAGGAUAAAGAACGGGGCAAAGCACUUUCACGGGCUCCACCCACCACUGGAGAACCAUCAGGGGACCAGCUAAAAAGGCCUUUUGGAACCUUUAGAUCCAUAAUGGAGACACUGAGUGGUAACCAAAAUAAUAACAACAACUGUCAAACGGCAAAUCUGAUCAAAACCUCAUCGACGCUGCCUUUUUCGUCGUUAGGAAGAAAGACAGCAGACAGCAAGGGAAACCCAGCAGCUCUGACAAAAGGAAGAAACAAGCCAGGGCCUUGCUUCAGCCACACCAAUCUUUCCUCUAGCACACUGAAUGAAGAACAUCUGUGUAACUAUGCUUGGCAUGAUAACAUCAGUAGGAAAAGCCAGAAGUCUUACAGUCAAAAGAGUUCAGAAGAGACGGAGCCGCAGGAACUCUUCCUCUAAACCAUAUCUUGUGAUGUCUCACUUUGUCUGAAAUGCCUGAAAUGAAUCCCUUUGAAACACUGAUAUGAGACAUAUCCCUCACCAGCAAAACAGCAACUGUUAGGAUGCCUUAAUUCGUAGCAGUUAGACCAUAUUCAAAACUUUUUUUAUGAUAUAUGUGUAUAUGUAACUUGUUUGUAAACUGUACUAUGUAAAGGCAUGGGUGAGCAAAAGCAACAAUUUGAGAAUUGCUGUGACACAGGCAACCUCCAAAAUGUUGGGCCACAAAACACAUUUUGUACUUUGUCUCUUGCAUGGAUAUGUUGUCAUAUAUCUUUUGUUCCCUUUGUCAAUGAAAUAUGCUGUCAAAGUUUCAGUCAGGACUCUGCCUGCUCAGCUCUUCAAUGAGACAGAGGCAAAAGCAUUGAUUCAAGUAAGUUUUGUUUGGUUUUAUUUCUACUUUUUGUAAAAAAGGAAAUAAAGACACUGUUAAAUAGAAA